CUCCCUUCAACAAUAACACAGACACAUUCUUUACCAAGACAGACUGCACAGGUCCAGUCGUGUAGACUCCCCAGAGUCCAUGAAUACAACUCUGCAGAGCAAGCAGCCCAUCUUUAGAACAACUGUGACACCAGCCACAUUCCAGCAGUCUGUCCUGCCUCUGUUCAGACAUGUCGUUGUACAGUUUUGGACUGGAGCCGCUCUCCUGCCAUGCCUGGAACAAAGAUAGGACCCAGAUUGCUAUGAGUCCUAACAACAAUGUGGUGAACAUCUAUGAGAUGAAAGGCAAUGACUGGGUCAAGAUCCAUGAGUUGACAGAACACAGUGGACGAAUCACAGGCAUAGAUUGGGCCCCGCAGUCUAAUCGCAUUGUGACAUGUGCUUCUGACCGCAAUGCCUAUGUGUGGACCCUGAAGGAUGGUGUCUGGAAACCCACCCUAGUCUUGGUGCGCAUCAAUCGUGCAGCCACAUGUGUGAAGUGGUCACCGCUGGAGAACAAGUUUGCCCUGGGCAGCGGAGCCCGUCUUAUCUCUGUCUGCUACUUUGAACAGGAGAAUGACUGGUGGCUGAGUAAGCACAUCAAGAAGUCCAUUUGUUCCACAGUGCUGAGCCUGGACUGGCAUCCCAACAACAUUCUGCUGGCAGCAGGGUCUGCAGACCUUCACUGCAGGGUUUUCUCAGCCUACAUCAAGGACAUUGAGGAAAAGCCUGGACCCACUGCCUGGGGGGCCAAGAUGCCUUUUGGGGAGAUGAUGCUGGAGCAUAAGGACUGUGGUGGGUGGGUGCACAGUGUUUCCUUCUCUCCCAGUGGAGACCAGCUGGCAUGGGUGGCCCACAACAGCAGCAUCACUGUGGUUGAUGCUGCACAGGGGAAGGAGGUAACCCAGCUGACCAGUGACAGUCUGCCACUGCUGAGUGUUCUCUAUGUCAGCCCAACUGAGAUUGUCGCUGCGGGACAUGACUGCUGCCCCUACCAGUAUACAUAUAAGGGUCCUGGCUCUCUGGAGUUUGUGAAAAAGCUUGACAUCCCAAAGCAGACCUCCAGAGGCAGCAUGUCAGCAAUGCAGCACUUUCGCAACCUGGACAAAAAGGCCACUGAGGAGGACACCAGUGACCUGGACACCCUUCAUCAGAACAGCAUCACGCAGCUGUGUGUUGUAUCACAGGAGAAAGCCAAAGUUGGGCAGUACAGCAGUGUGGGUCUGGAUGGAGCUAUGGUGAUCUGGGAUUUUAAGCACUGACUCCACGGAUAUUGACGCUUGAGGCGUCAGAGUAUCAAACACAUCGUUGGUUCACCCACUCAUCUGCAUUUCUUAAUGACUGGAAAAUGAUAUUAACACAUGUGAUAUUUGUCAAAAACAUGUUUAAAAAUUGUUUAAAGAAAUAAAUGGACAAUACUGUGCAUGAUGGCGGGCAGGCUUCUCUGUGUGUGUGUGUGUGUGUGUGUGUGUGUGUGUGUGUGAGAGAGAGAGAGAGAUGAAACCUGUCCAUUUACCAUUUAUGAUUCAGUGGGAAAUUACAGGAAUGAGUCUUCAUAUUUAUAUGCUGAUAUCUGUUUAUAAAUAACACUUGUUCAAAGCACCAGGGUGGCUCAGUGGUUGAGUAGGCGACCACAUAUGCCACGUGGUGGAGCAGAUGGUGCAGGUUUGAGUCCCGACCUAGUUGCCAUUUGCUGCGGGUCUUUCCCCACCUCUCCUCCUGUCUGUAUCCACUGUACUAUCAAA
This is a messenger RNA of Archocentrus centrarchus (flier cichlid), 1724 nucleotides long. Its product is annotated as actin-related protein 2/3 complex subunit 1A-B. The coding region runs from base 171 to 1241 and encodes 356 amino acids. Gene Ontology annotation, biological process: Arp2/3 complex-mediated actin nucleation. Lineage: Eukaryota; Metazoa; Chordata; Actinopteri; Cichliformes; Cichlidae. The record is from RefSeq and is a predicted model, not a curated record. The transcript is spliced from 10 exons. Gene Ontology annotation, cellular component: actin cytoskeleton; Arp2/3 protein complex. Gene Ontology annotation, molecular function: actin filament binding.